Molecule: messenger RNA, 2471 nt
Organism: Malaya genurostris
Lineage: Eukaryota; Metazoa; Arthropoda; Insecta; Diptera; Culicidae
Product: transcription factor grauzone-like
Exons: 5
Coding region: 711-2192 (493 amino acids)
Cellular component (GO): nucleus
Molecular function (GO): DNA-binding transcription factor activity; zinc ion binding
Source: RefSeq, a predicted model, not a curated record
AGUUUUGGCAAUAUGUAUUAAAUCUGUAUCCUGCAUGAAAUUCGCAUGGACGUAUACAAAUCAAUACAUUAAAGGUAAUUCCGUAUGAAUGGCAACUCUGUUGAUAAAUGAAAAAAAUAAACACAGUCUAGAUGACAGAUAGGAUGUUUUUGAUAGGGUAACGUGGCGCCAUCAUGACACAUGUGAGUACUGUCCCAAAUAAAGGAAUAUUCGAAAUGACCGUUAAAAUGAUUGAAGAAUCUAAUUUGAGUGUCCUGUCUGUUAGUCUGUGGUAAAAGUUAAGAUACGAGAAGCCUUCUGCUUACUUAAAUGACCCUUGUCACGUCUCACUUUUUCGCACUUUAUCUUCACAUCCUUGCUCUUCCUUGAGUACUAUGGCUCUAUAAUUUCAUAUUCUUUCUCCUCUCAUAAUCUCUAGUUAAGUAUGAUACGAUAAAACCGAAAAAAGUAAAAAUUAUUUACUUAUGGCUGGGCGGGAUUAGGCGGGAUACAGCGUUAAACAUUGAUCGCAUUGAUGCACCCCUCAGUGUGUACGGUUGGGUUUUUUUUCUUGCCCGGUAAUUGACAGUUCGUAGUUUGUUUUGAUUUUGUAUUUCUAUUCAUUUUACAAUCGUUCAUUAGACAACGGAAUUUAUUCCGAAUCGGAACAUUCUUUCGAUCUUUCUGCAUAUCAGCGGAAGGACUGAAGACUAUAGUAUUUAAUUAUAGAAAUGCCGGGACCGGGCGAUAGCUGUAUAACCUGUUUUAAAAAAACAGAAUCCGUAUUUUUGGAGGUACACAGUGAGAAAAACAAAUUGAUUGCUGAGGUUCUGAGCAAACAUUUUUGGUUUACGGCAGCGGAACUUCAAGGGGCAAUGAUAUGCGGAUCCUGUUGGGAAGAAGUUGACAGCUUUAACCGUUUCUACACUUCUGUCGAAGAACUCUACGCGCACAUUGUGUUACCGAUUCCAGUUUCCGUUAAAAUAGAACCCGAAAUGGAAGUUGAAUACCUGAUUGAAGAUCUACAGCAGGAGGAUACUUUGCCACAAGAGGUCAUCGACGAGGCUGGUAUCAUGGAUGAAUCAGAUUGUGAUACCCAGGAAGUUAACGAAUGUGAAUCGGUUGAAUGGAACCAACCUUUCGGCACAGUAGAAAACACAAUCCCACCAAAAGAAGCACGUCAUCCAGCUAAACGUAAACUAACGAGCGAUACAGAGACGCCCGUGAAAACGAAAAAGAUUUAUGCCAAACAUAAAACUAAAACCGCCGAGGAUCGUAUCAGAGAGGAUGAAUUGAUCAGGCAACACGUUGCCUGUACCUGCGAUGAAUGCGGGCUCACAAGUGAAACGUUUACUGGUUUUCUGAAGCACUCACUUGACAUGCACGGCAAAAAAUCCGCAUUCGUGCUGUGCUGUGGUAGGAAAUAUUACAAGAAAAUUCUUCUCUUUCAGCACACUCAGUCCGUGUUCUUUCCGGAUACGUUCCGGUGUGAGAAAUGCCGAAAAAACUUUACCAACGAAGAAGGUAUCAAACGUCACAUGAAGGAGUUUCACGCAACCGAAGAAGAGCGCAAAUUUAAGUGUGAUCGGUGUCCGAAAAGUUUCGUUGUGGAACACAAAUACAACAAACAUAUGAACGAUCAUUACGAUUGGGAGAAUAAGAACUGCAAAUGCGAACACUGUGGCAAAUACUACAAAUCUCGUCAUAUAUUGACUAACCACAUCAAAUUGAAGCAUACCGAACCAACGGACUUCAUCUGUGAUAUUUGCGCCAAAGGAUUUCAUUUGAGGUCUCAAUUUUUGCUGCAUAAGAUAGAGCACCGAAACCCAACCGAGCUGAAAAUGCAGUGCGAAAUCUGUCAGCGAUGGCUCAAGAAUCGACCGAACUGGCGGCGGCACAUGCAACAACACGAGCAAACCGAAGUUACCUGUGAUAUUUGCGGUCACGUUUCACCCCACCAGAGAGCUCUGAUGGGUCACAAACGGCGCCAGCACCGGGAUCGGCAAUAUCCCUGUACGCUGUGUCCGAAAACAUUCCGAAAGCCAAUCACGCUACGGGAACACGUAGCAGCAGUACACACGGGAGACGUGCUGUACAGUUGUACCUUUUGCGAUAAGACGUUCAACUCCCAUGCCAACAUGCACUCACACAAAAAGAAAAUGCACCACGCCGAAUGGUGGCAGGAACGGAAUGAGAAAUACUUCACGAAAUAGCCAGAAGCUCAUCUGGAAGGAAGUGUUGAGUGUCAGUAGGAUCGUAGCACUAGUCAAGCAAUGGAUUUGUAUUCAAAGAAUCGAUUACGAAGUCGGUUGAAACCGAAUGGCCAAAUUACACGAAAGCCAUGGUUUUUACAUGAUCAUCGUACUGUGACAGUACGUGUAGUUGAAUGCUAAAUUAAUAGAUGAUCUUUAGUUCAUUGCGUCCUUCCAUUAAACGACAAUUAUCCGAAAAAUUUAGUUGGUCGGAGCCGAUUACACAAAAAUGCUACAAUA